Molecule: messenger RNA, 1569 nt
Organism: Lottia gigantea (owl limpet)
Lineage: Eukaryota; Metazoa; Mollusca; Gastropoda; Lottiidae
Exons: 14
Coding region: 1-1569 (522 amino acids)
Biological process (GO): transmembrane transport
Cellular component (GO): membrane
Source: RefSeq, a predicted model, not a curated record
AUGUCCAUGACAGAAAACCUAAUAAAUCACCAAAUACACUGUAACUUGUCGUUGACCACGGAUUAUGAUAAACCUGUACCAAUAGAAUACUCCUAUUUGCCAAUAGGACAACAAGCUCACAAUGGAGUUUACUAUGCUGCCGCCAUUCUGCUCACUGUUUAUAUUCUAAUUAUAUUUGAACUGGUCCACCGAACAGUAGCUGCUCUGAUUGGAUCAUUCGCUGCUAUAGCUGUUUUAUCUGCUUUAAACGAGAGACCAACAACUGACACUAUAAUCAGUUGGAUUGAUAUGGAAACUAUGAUGUUGUUAUUUGGUAUGAUGAUUUUAGUUGCUAUAUUCGCUGAAACUGGUUUCUUUGAUUACUCGGCGCUAAAGACCAAAAUAACACUAUUACUAUAUUCUUUAAUUGCAUCAGUUUCUGAUCCCGACUCUUUCAGAUUGUGUGAAGUAUUGAAUCUGGACCCAAAACAGAUUUUAAUAGCCGAAGUUUUAUUUUCUAAUAUUGGAGGGACAGCUACAGCCAUUGGUGACCCUCCCAAUGUGAUAAUAGUAGGGGCACUGAGUAGUCAGGGAAUCUCAUUUUCAGUUUUUACAGUUCACGCGUUCCUGGGAAUAUUAUUUAUUAUUGUCGGCGCCUACGGGUUGUUGAGGUUUUAUUAUAGAAACGCUGAAAAUCUGAAAAACCCAGAAUCACCAGAAGUUAGAGAAAUAUUACGCCACGAGAUAGGUCUGUGGAAGAAAGCAGCGUCUAGAAUUUCUGUAGUAACUCGAGAAGAGAGUGUAAUGAGAGUUUUAUUUCUACAGAAAUCUGUCGAACUGGAGAACGAACUGAACCGAGAACUUCAUAGACAGAGAACAUUUGAUGCAAUGAUGCGAAAAGAAUAUAAAAUCACAGAUCCAUGGCUGUUAGUGAAGAGUGGUAUAGUUUUAUCAACCGUCAUUCUGGUUUUAUUUAUUCAUUCAUUCGUUCCUUCUAUUCAUGUAGGAAUAGGUUGGACAGCUGUAACAGGGGCUGUAUGGUUGAUAGUUAUAGCUAAUAUUGCUGAUAUUGAUAAUAUUUUACAUAAAGUCGAAUGGUCAACUCUUCUUUUCUUCUCGGCUUUAUUUGUCCUAAUGGAGGCGUUGGCGGAGUUGGGGUUAAUCCAAGAAAUCGGAAACCUGGUCAGUCAGAUAAUAGAAAGUGUAGAGCCAGAUUCUCGGACUAUAGCAGCGGUGUCUAUAAUCAUCUGGAUUUCCGCAAUAGCUUCUAGUUUUAUAGAUAAUAUACCUUAUACUACGGCCAUGGUUCCAGUUCUAGUCAACAUCAGUGAGAACCCGGAAUUAGAUUUACCAAUUUUACCACUGGUUAUGGCCCUUGCUUUUGGUGCCUGUUUAGGCGGGAAUGGAACGUUAAUCGGUGCGUCUGCUAAUGUUGUUUGUACUGGUAUAGCAGAACAACAUGGAUAUGGUAUCACUUUUGCUGAAUUUUUCAAGGUUGGUUUCCCUAUGAUGUUGGUGACGACUCUAUUAGCUCACGUCUACCUGAUAGUCUGUCAUGUCCUGAUUGAGUGGAACAGUGUGAACCUGUGA